GUAUUCAUGGUCUGCUGAGGACUUUUGGCUAGGCUGCAAGUUAAACUUCUGGAGACUGUACACACUUUCUUUUGAUGCCGGGGUAACCCAACUGCAAUUGAUUUUGAUAUAUACAAGGAUAUUUUGUCAAAUUUUUUGAUUGACAAGAGCCUAGCUCUGAUCACACUUUGCUAAGAUCCUUACAUGAUACUUUUUUGUUGGCCAAGGUUUCUCCCGUUCUGUUCCUUUAUAAGUUUUAGAAUAACGACUCUGGUUAGGUAAAAUCUUGUACUACCGCGAUGCUAGAUGCAUUGGCGUCAUCCCUUAAAAAGUGUAAUUCUCUACUGAGAAAAGUUUGUCAAGAUGCUAAGUCAGUCUUCUUCAUUCCCAAUAUUUUUGAGCUUGAUUCAGGGGCAGAUCGUGGCUUUGCACUGUGAAAGUGUGUGUGCUCAUUGAACGCUCAGAACCUUUUUACCGUAACUUCGGGAUGCAGGGAGUACUCCAAAACUUGCAGUAAGGGACAGCUGGCUGCAAAGCUUUGGAUCCAGUGGCUGUUCUUCAACUUCUGCAGCGCCAGUGGAUGAUGAUUGCGGAAUCAUGAUGAUGAUUGCGGAAUCGCAACAGAUUCCUUCUCUGAAACAGAAUUAAAAGGAACUGGGGCACCCAGUUUUAGUACGUUAAGGUGACUAACUCAGCAGUUUUUUGCUACUAAAUUGAUGACUAAACGCGUUGUACCCUUCAGUGAGUUGUUUUAGUACACCUGCCCUAUAAAGUCACUAAUCUUCCCUGCAGGACUCACAGGACCGCUUGAGCCCAACCAACAGAUCAAUGUGAGCUCUAGCUCUGCCAACUAAGCUCGUGCAUUGAGAAUUCAAGAUUAUAUCGCAGAGCCAGCAGAAAAUAAAAAUAUAUAUUUUGAUGCAGAUGGAUGCUGACAACAGCCCUUUUAUGACCCUUUCCGUGUUCUUUGUGGACAAUUUUUCUAUAACGUGCAGUUAUCCUGUGACGCCUGUAUUGAGGUUGUGAACGAUAUGAAAACUUUCUUGCUAUAAACUACAGGGCUCAUCAGCUGUUUCGACGUUGCUUGAGAGAGUUUGCGGAGUCCCUAAACUCAAAAAGGCCGCUGGUAGUGGUAGGCAACCAAAGGCCUGCAGCCCAUAUCAGGCGCACAGCAGAACGCGGCAACCCCGCCAAGGCAGCUAUGAUUGACAGCUAAAAAGUCUUUCCAGGCCGAACAAGUUAUGACCUUUCAAUGGACCCAACGUGCAGUUAUCCUGUGACGCCUGUAUUGAGAUUGUGAACGAUAUGAAAACUUUCUUGCUUUAAACUACAGGUCUCAUCAGCUGUUUCGACGUUGCUUGAGAGAGUUUGCGGAGUCCCUAAACUCAAAAAGGCCGCUGGUAGUGGUAGGCAACCAAAGGCCUGCAGCCCAUAUCAGGCGCACAGCAGAACGCGGCAACCCCGCCAAGGCAGCUAUGAUUGACAGCUAAAAAGUCUUUCCAGUCGAUCGCAAAGCUGCCUUACUUUAAAACGAGAAGUGCGCAAGUAAGAGAUCCGAGUCGCAGCGUAAAAAAAUGGAAAGAGAAUCGCCCAAAAAGCUGGAGGACGCAUUGGAAGAAAUGGGAAUGCAGGGUGUGCUGCCGUACCUGCAGGAAGCUGGAGUGACUUUGUCACUAUUAGAAAGUGUGACAGAGGAGGAGCUAAAGGAAGCAGUUCUCCAAUUGGGACUGCGUAUACUAUUCAAGCGGAAGCUUACAAUUUGGAGAGAAAAAAAUAAAAUUACCAAGGUCAGCGCACGCCAAAACGAAAACGAGACCAAUUUUGUGCUCCACAAGAGCAUUCGUUCGAUUAUAGAGGCGAAGGAGCAUGGAAAAACGUUAAUUAAUAAAGGGAAUCUUGUUGAGGUGGAUAGAAUCUGGCUGAUCAACGCAAUAGUUGAGGUAGCCAUCAACAAUAAUUUAAUAAUUUUAAUAAUUUGUUAAAGUAAAAGUUUUCGGACUGCAACAAAUUCCAUUUGUAUGAUAUCUUAAUUUUUAAAGGAACUCAAAACCAAUUACUACUUAGGUGUAAUAUUAAGUGACUUUGAGUUAUUUAAAAUUAAUUUCUUUACUGUCUACAACAACGAAGCUUACGUUAUAUGACAACAAAUUGAAAUUACAAACUUUGAUAAACAUUUUCGUGCAUACGUAAUUGGCUCUGCUAAAGAAUAUUGUAUUAGAAAGUUAAGUGAAUUCGACACUGCUCCUUUGCAUUUA
Drosophila elegans is the source of this 2234-nucleotide messenger RNA. RefSeq lists its product as uncharacterized. NCBI's taxonomy places the organism in Eukaryota, Metazoa, Arthropoda, Insecta, Diptera, Drosophilidae. The record is from RefSeq and is a predicted model, not a curated record. Bases 1554 to 1961 code for a protein of 135 amino acids. The transcript is spliced from 7 exons.